Messenger RNA from Melanotaenia boesemani (Boeseman's rainbowfish), 2215 nucleotides. It is a transcript of the gene aatf, whose product is annotated as apoptosis antagonizing transcription factor. Lineage: Eukaryota; Metazoa; Chordata; Actinopteri; Atheriniformes; Melanotaeniidae. Gene Ontology annotation, cellular component: nucleolus; nucleus. Bases 128 to 1726 code for a protein of 532 amino acids. The transcript has a single exon. The record is from RefSeq and is a predicted model, not a curated record. Gene Ontology annotation, biological process: regulation of transcription by RNA polymerase II.
AGACAGAUCUGAGGAAAGAAAUCUCUCAGCUUCUUGUCGGUGGCGCAUGUUAGUGGCGUCACCCUGCGCUGUCUCAUUGAGGAGCCGAUCUGGGUGAGUCGCACGUGUGAUUGUUGAACUUUGAGCUAUGGCGGGCUCGUUUUCCCAAGAGUUGGAAGAUUUGUUAAAUCCUUUACCUAAAUUUGCGGAUCCAGAGGAUGAUGCUGAUGAGGCGACAAAAGCCCGAGUGAUAGAGAGCUUCGACCACGACGACGGAGUCGGCCUCGGAGCUCUGCGAAAACACAACACAGCCCUGCUGUCAGACACAGACAGCCGGUAUGAAGGGAAGACAGUGUCCCGGAAACAGCUGCUGAUGGACAUGGAAGGAUCUGAUGAAGAGGAGGAGGAUGGUAAUGUUGAGGACUCUGUGGAGGAUGUGGAGACCGAUGACAGUGAUUGCAAAAACAGUUUAGAAGAUGAUGAGGAGGAGGAGGAAGAUGAAUUGUUUAGCAGCGAUUCUACAGCAGAUGCUAAACUGGCCUCAGAAUUGAAGGACAGCCACAUGAGUUUUCCUCAGCAACUAGACUUCCACAAGCUGACAGAGGGCAUGGAUGACCUGGGUGUGAGUGAAAAUUAUGUAGACGACGACAGUGGUGAGGACUCUGAAGGCAGCGAUGAAGACUCUGAUGAUGAUGAGAUGGAGGCCGGGGGACCUGGUGGGACCAUCUGCACGUUUAGCCAAGACAAAGUGGAUGAGGAGGUUGAGAAAGGGAAGGCUGUGAAGAACCAGCUGGCUCUCUGGGACCAGCUGCUUGAAGGCAGAAUCAAAAUCCAGAGAGUUCUGUUGACGGCCAAUCAGCUUCCACAGCCGCAGACGCUGCCAGAGUUCAGGAGGAGAGGUGGAGCUGAGCUCACAGCAGCUCUGAAGAACACUCACAAGGCUCUAAAGGCUCUCCAGAGGUCCCUGCUGGAGCUGCACGACCAGCUGCUGCACCAGAACUCCAACACGAGGAGCAUCACCGCAGGAAAGAUGCCCACUCGGGAUGGAGAUGAAGAGAUGAGCAGUGAGGAGGAGGAAGAGGGAUCAGCACCCAAACGGAAACUGGAAAUGGCGGAGUACCCAGGCUUCAUGGCCAAACGUUUUGCAGCCUUCGAGCCGUACCGCAACGCCACGCUGCAGAAGUGGCACGACAAAACCCGACUGACGGUGGGCAAGAGCAGCAAAGGGUUCGGCGCGUUUGACCGGAACGUCCUCACCCAGGUGGAGCAGGUGCUGACAGACAGAGAGAGGCUGCUGCGGCGCACCCAGAGCCGCCGCUCCGAGUACAGCAUCCUGGGAAAACUGGAGCCUUCAGCUGGAACGUCCGGAAAGGGCCUGUCAGAGGGAGAGGAGCCGCAGCUGAAAGCAAACGCACACCUGACCGAUCUGGACGAGGACAUAUUCGAUGAUGAUGAUUUCUACCACCAGCUACUGAGAGAGCUGAUCGAGCGCAAGACGAGUGCGGCGGACCCCAACGACCAGGUGGCCAUGGGCAGGCAGUGGUUGGCCAUCCAGAAGCUGCGCAGCAAGAUCAAGAAGAAGGUGGAUACCAAAGCCAGCAAGGGGCGCAAAGUUCGCUUCCACAUCCACAGCAAACUGCUCAACUUCAUGGCGCCAGUAGACCACAGCUCCAUGAGCGAAGAGGCCCGCAGCGAACUGUACCGGGGUCUCUUCGGGCACAAGACCUCCAUCAGGGAGGGAUUUUAAAACGAGGAAGUGACUCCACCCGUUCUCUAAUCUUUUAUAUUAAUAUUCUGUCAAAGUCUAAAUAAACAUCAGUUUAAUACAGCUGAGCAGAAAUAUUUACCGAAGAUAAAUCCCUGAGUUUGUUCAUGUAAAGAUGUCUGUCCGCAGGGCUGAGCCUCAGCGUUAAACAGUGUUAAUAAAACUAAUGAUGGGAGUUCUAGUGCUGCUCUGUAGUAGUACGUAUUCUAUAUUCUGUAUGCAGGGUUUUCUGUGUUCAACCAGCAAUGUAUGAGGUGGGAGGAGGUGUCCGCAUGUUGGCUAAACAGGUCUCUCUUGUAAACGAGACUGUUUAUAAAUAAAGGUUAGUAUUAAAUAAUAGUAAAUAAUAAUGAUACACCUUCAUGGCCACAUCUAACAGAAUUUCUUUGCAAUCUGCUCCAAUUUCCACUAUAGUAAAAAAAGUAGCUUCACAAGAAACUGAAGGUGAAGAUAAGUUCCACAACGAUAAAG